AUGGGAUGCCUGAAGCUUAGCUAUCUAGAUAAAGCUUCGUACCCCGCCUUCUUUGUCAACCAGCUUUCUCUCCUUGACAUAGCUUGCUGUUAUCCUAACAAGACUUUAAACCGGAAAGAGAGGAAUCUUGAUUACGGGUCAAGAGAGUUCAGCCUACAUCGGAGGCUCCGCGAAGCUCCUAUCCCAGCAGCAGCGGCUGCCAGGUGUUUUAAAAGACUGCCUUCUCGGGAACCCUCUAGUCGUCCUAACAUCGGUUUUGAUCGUUCCUUAACAGAAACUGACUCUAUUGACCCUACGACUUUGUUUUGCGGGGAACCUCCUCCCUACGAAAACGACCAAGACGAGUGGCUUUCAUUGGCGGCGCUGUGGGAAGAAAAUUCAGACCUAAAAAAAGAAACUGUUAUCACCACUAUCCCGGUAACAGGGGAGGGCAUGCCUAAAGGGUCUUCAUUUUGCGAGCUUUGUUGGAUGGUUAAAAGUGAACCCCACGAUAACAAGACUCAUAAACAUAAAGAAACCGCGACAAGCACGAACCCCGCAAUUACAAACACAAUUCUAACUUCAGAAUCAGUGCCUUCUCAAUACGCAUCGCCCUCUAUAAGCGCAAUGCCGCCAACUUCAUACUCAAACGUAAUUUUAUCUUUAAAUGCAAUACUCUCUCCAGAGACAACACCCUCUCCACAGAGAGUGCAUUCUUCAAACACAGUUCCUAGGCCUAGCAAUAAUAUGCCCGCCGCAGGUGAUAACGUGCCGAGUGUAUUUUGCAAACUCUGUUGGAAAGGAUUUCGCGACAUAGAAACACACAACAAGACCAAAACCCAUCUAAAAGGACACGAAGUGAGAUGCAACCGAUGUGUCAGCGAGCGGUGGUUUUCUAGUAAAGGAGCGCGAAAGCGUCACAUGGCUUCGAACACCUGCUCUGAGUUUGAUGAGUUCCGCUGUUGCGAUUGUGAUAUCAGCUUCCCAACCGCAAAGCUCCUUUCGAGGCACAAGGGAGACAUAACGAUCCAUCCGCCCCGAGCGAUCCCAGCACACGUCGAACACAACGGCGAUAUAGAAGAGCUCUCGACUUAUCUGAGCACUGUGACGCUCACCCCGCAUACUGGACCGAUGACAUGCCCAGGAGUUGGCUGCAGAAAGUCGUUUUCAAAGUCAUAUGCAAUGCUCACCCACAUCGAAAGCGGGUUCUGCCGUUCAAAGAUCAACCGAGAGGUUAUCGACAACAUCAUCAUUGCGAACGACCCCACAAACAUCAUCACAAACCAGGCUGAAGUUGAAAAACGAAACCAGGACAGAAUCUCCCUCGCCUCCUCCGAGUACUCGGAAUCGAUAAAUGGCAGCGCGCUCUUUACGCCUAGUGAUUUGGACAGCAACUUUGAGGAGUUUGAUACCGAUACGUUGACGGGCGAUGGUGUGAGUGAGGGGACUGUCGUGCCUCUUAAUCGCUCUAGAGCCUCGGAUUCGGACUCCGACUCCGACUCCGACUCGGACGAGGGGUAUGGUUUAGUGCCUAAGGCCGGUGCGCAGCUUCGUGGGCAUCUCAAUACACCAAGUGACUCUGGGGAAAGUGAUGUAUCUAUUGCCAAGCCCAGAAACUCUGGGCAGCUCUAUGAACACCACUUCAUGUCUUCGGAUGAUGGCCAGAGUGGCAGUUAUCUGCAAACCCCCGAUGACUCUGAUGAUGGUGUUUACUUAACUCCUAGUGACUCUGAAGACGGUGUUUACUUGACGCCCAGUGACUCUACGAGUGGUGUUUACCUGACACCUUCCAUAUCUGAUGACGACAUCAUGGACCAGUUAAUAUCCAUCGGCAGCGGCUCCGUGGUAUUUACACAAUCUACCGACAGCAUCGUCAGCCCGCCACCGCAGCCAACAAAAAUCAAAUGCCCCCUCUGCCCCGCCACCAGGGCCAGACAUUUUAUGAAUCUCGAGGGGCUGCGCACCCAUCUUCGGUCCGCGGUUCAUCAACCGAAGAUCUACCAUUGCCCGUUUCCGGAUACCACCGCCAGCGGUGGUAAGGCGGCCCGGAGAAAGAAAGGGGAAAAGCGGCAGAAGAAGAAGAGCUUCUCGUCGCUCAGCGCGAUGGGACAGCAUGUGGCUUCGGGGUCGUGUAAGAACGGGGAAGAUAGAUUUAAGGCGACGGUGGCGUUUUUGCAUGAAAAGUUGAGGGAGAUGGGGAUGGCGGAUGUCUGA
Messenger RNA from Morchella importuna, 2193 nucleotides. RefSeq lists its product as uncharacterized. The record is from RefSeq and is a predicted model, not a curated record. Bases 1 to 2193 code for a protein of 730 amino acids. The transcript has 4 exons. Lineage: Eukaryota; Fungi; Ascomycota; Pezizomycetes; Pezizales; Morchellaceae.